Solea solea (common sole) is the source of this 2156-nucleotide messenger RNA. Its product is annotated as dendritic cell-specific transmembrane protein. The transcript has 3 exons. Bases 48 to 1520 code for a protein of 490 amino acids. The record is from RefSeq and is a predicted model, not a curated record. Gene Ontology annotation, cellular component: membrane. NCBI's taxonomy places the organism in Eukaryota, Metazoa, Chordata, Actinopteri, Pleuronectiformes, Soleidae.
UUUUCUAUUUUGCUUUCCAGGGUCCAGUGUUCCCUUUGAUAUCCAGGAUGCUAACCUCAUGGGUUACAGUAAAACAGAGUCUAGAAGAUGUAGGUUCUCUGGCUGUGGAUGUUUUUACAACUGGUAAAAGGGAUGGCUCGCAAAGAGUUAUCAUCCUCCUCCUUACUUGUAGCUUCUCAAGCCUGCUGGUCAGCACGCUGCUCCUCCUGUACCUUCUCUACACUCUGGACUAUGAUAUGGCAGUGGCCGGAGGGAUCGCUGGCUGCUUUGGGACAAUACUUACCAUUGCUCUCUUCUUAUCGAAGAGAGUAAGAUGCUUAGGGACUCUCUUCAUGAUCUCUAUUUUCAUGAAGAAGAGUCGGACCUUGCUGCUCACUGCGGGUACCAGUCUGGUUGUGGUGAAAAAUAUCCGCAACACCUUGGAGAACCUCACAGGCCUUCUCAGAAGUAUGAUAUGCAACCUCAAGGCAAAGAAAGCAGCCAUCGCCGCUCCAUUCAGCAACUAUGUGAAGAUGUUAAAGUGGAUAGGAAACAUGCUCAAAGGGAUUACAGACCUGGGAGUAGUGAACCUUGACCCCCAGCUCAAGGUUUCGCCGAGACUGGAAUCAGAAAAAUUCCGGGAGAAACUUGGUGAAGCGGAGCAGAGGCUGAAUGAGACGGUGAAAUAUGUGCAGUCCCUCGUGAAUACGGUCUCCUCUGUGACCGACAGGAUGUUCCCCGCGAUCAGCUUCCUUCUGCUCAUGCUGUUCAUAGCCUUGCACAUAAAGAAAUACUGCAGUGACAUGAAAUACGAAAACAGGUUCAUCAGCAGCAGAUUUAUUCUCUUUGACGAGAAGCAGAAGGCCGAAGGAAAGCCCCACAUCCUUCCCCUCACUCAAGACGAGAGGGAGAUGUUCAUUGCGCUCACCUCCAUCUGUCCCACUGCCAGAGAAAGGAAAGCUGUACUGAAGUUUGGUGUUUCAGUUGUAAUUCAUUUUGUGGCUUGGGUCAUUUUUAUAACCGUGGAUGCCUUGUUGUAUUGUUUUGUGGAUAUUGUGACAACAAAGUUGUCAGAGCUGGAACCGUUCCAUGUCCCCCUGUUAAUGAGCAUCAAAGGUGUUGCCACUUUAAUUGGAAUCACAUUUAACGAGGAAAACCACCAAAAAGACUUUUCCUACUCCGUGACCUUGUUCGAGAAGAAGUGCCUUCCUAAACCCAAGCUGCUGCUCUAUGAAUCCAUAUUUCCACUGGCUGUCAUCCUGCUCAUCCUGCUCAUUAUGGCCCUGGUGGCUGCCAAAGUGGUUCAGCUCAGACUGAUGGUCUGCGAGCGGUUCUUCUCUACUGCUGCAGAGGAGAGAGUGGAGUAUUUGCACGCCAAAAUCCUACGGAAGAGAUUGAAAAGGAGGAAUGAGGAAAACAACUGCAGCCUCAGAUCACUAAUUGCAAAGCUACAUUUCUGGUUCCCGCUGCUCUUUCGACCAAAAGAAGUAUCAGUCAGUCAGACCAACAGGCACCAAAUGGCAAAAGUUGUCCUGCCAUGAUGCUAAUGACUUUGGAGACUUUGUAAAAAUGCCUCAGUGGACUGCCAUGAAAUAUGGUACAGACUUCAUUCUUAGCCCUUCGUGGCUCUUUGUGAACCAACACCAGUAGGUCAAGCUUUUCAUUGUUGUUUCCUCGUCUUAUUAAUUCCGAUUUUGAUGGAGCCAUGGAGAUAUAGAACAAAAUACCCACUUCAAUUCCAUGUAAAGCAGCUCGUUAGGUUAAAUAACAGGUUGAUGUUAAUAAUGUUCCUCACCAUGGAGAACAGUUUGUCAUGGGAACACUUUCACAUCGUUAACAGCCAACCAAAUUACUGACGACAGCUUUAAUGAGCAUUCAGAGCAACAUGUCAUUUGACUUUUCAUAUAACAUCGACAUAAACUUCCUCAAAAUUUUUAUUUUCAGUCAUGGACUCUGUGUAUGUUUAUAACACACAGACAGAUAGACAAACAGCUUAUAAUAACCUAAUAUACAGGCGCAGGCCGCCCCACUGUAAUAUUUUCCUUUUGUGACAUAGUAUACCCUAUACUAUGUGGUGUAUAUGACAUUUUGAACGGCUUGGUAAAAUAAAGGUAUAGGUAUAAUAGGUAUAGUUUUGUUUGUCACCACAGUGUUUAGAGCUAAAAUAUAUUUAAAAA